AUGGACAGCCUUGCCGCACCCAAGACCAACGGCUUGAAGCCCGACUCGCCCAACAUGACCUCGACCGCGACCGCGCAACCCACCGCUUUGGUCAAUGGCCAUAGCAAUGGCACAGUCAGAGAGGAAGAGAAGGUCUCGCCGCCCGAGCUGGAACACUGGGCCCACACCUAUGUUCCAAUGGGUACCCUGCUGGAACGCAUGGCCCAACAAUGUUACUUUGAUUUGGGCGAGGUCAUUGAGCAGAUGGCCGAUCUGAACAUUGGCACACCGCAAACGAAUGGCGCAUCCACUCCAGCCUCGGAUGUGUCCAAGCCGAGUGUGGACAAAAAGUUGCGGCUUAUGAAUUUUGCAAAUACCCAGCAGGCUCGCUUCAUCAAGGCCUUGGUUCUCUCCGAUUGGGCUCGCAACAUGGGCGACAUGGACAAGCUGAUCGAGUUGCGCAUGUGGUUGACACAGCAGGACGAGGCUUCAACACAAGUCGGGGAUGCCAUAAUGCAAAUGAAACACAACAUGAUCGGUGCCAAAAUGCCCAAUCCAAACAUCCAAGGAGCCCUGGAACUCUUGUCCACGUCCAAAGCCCCAUGGCUACCCGAUCUCGGCUACAUUGCGCCAAAGCCUCUAUCUGCUCAAAAACUGCUCAAGACGCUACGAGAUAUGAACUUCGUCCUUUCCGUGCGACUCAACUUGCAUGAACAACUACCUCCAUAUUUCUGCAACUAUUCAAUAGCCAACGGCCGUGCUACCUUUGUCGUGCCCAAUGAGUUCGAGCUUGAUCUGGCUGUUACCGAUGAAGAUACCACAUCACCCUUCUACUUUAUCGACAUCCGGUUUCUGUUCUCCGAUGCUCCGCCUCUAGCCGAUGGACCUGCUCGUGCACAUCUAGAAGGGAAGGUCAACCAGCUACUGCAGAUGGAAGGUCUCUCGGCCGCUUACGACUUCCUCCAUGGAUUUGUUCUCACACACAAAAUUACAUUGCUACGAAUACAGGCCUCAGACUUGGCACGCACGAGGUGGACUGAAUGUCUACACGUCGAGCCUGUCCACCGUUCGCUCAUCGUGCAGUACUGGACGGGUCAACCUGGAUCGAAGAGUUGGAUCGAGGUCGGAAUCAAGAAGGGGCAAAAAGCUGAAAACUCAGACCAGUCGCAUACGCCUGCACGGCUCAAUGUUCGCUGGUUUAGAGCAGGAAAGGAAAUACCUGACACAAACUUUGCGAUUGACACGGCGAACCCUUCCAUGGAGCACCUCCUAAGUCAAGUCACUGCUGCGCAUAUGACUCUGCGCCUUGAACUGGUCAACAAUCAGCUUCUGGCCAUCUCACCAGCAAACUCCAUUCUUGAUAUCGACCUGAAAGCUUCGUCGACGAAUCCCAAUGCAUGUGCCUUGUCCAUGAAGCUCGCCAAGCACGGUCUCGAUACCACGCUACGCAUCAUCCCUGUCAACGGCAGUAUCUCGAUCUCACCUGUUUCUGCCGCAUCUAUAGACGUAGAAAGAAGGCUGAACUCCGAUCCAACGAUCGACGCUGCACAGAUCCUGUCCUAUCUCAACUGCAAGCUCGUGCAAGAUCAGAUCACGCGGAAAGCUGUACAAGCCGGCUGGCUUUUGAUGCCAACCGCCCAACAAGGAGAUGUGAACAAGAUCUUCUCUGAACAAGUUGUUCGUCGCACCACGUUUACUCGCCACGGCUGGGGUGAGGAUUGGGCCAUCUGCCUUACCAUCAGUCUGCAAGGUACCAAAUGGUGGAUCGUCCGUUUGGCGUCAACAACACCAACGUCCCGUACAAUCAACACAGCAGAACCGCUCUCAGUGCACUCAUCAAAGAAAUCAUUCGAUCGACAUACGCUUAUGCUCAUCGAGUCCCGCGCUGUAGCUCAAAUCUCUUUAAGCAAUAUAUCCUCUCAGCUUCGAAGCGACAAGAUCAGUCAUGAGAUCAGACACGUUUCUCCGGCAACCACGCAAACGACAUCAUUACCUUCCGCUUCUACCACUACAGCAGUCGUCGGAAUCAAAUUCGAGGACUGCAUGCAACCCUCUUCUGCGCAGGAGCGCAAGGUCUGGAAACCUUGGUGCGGUAGCGCUAUGAUACUCACACACCACGGCGUUGAUGAGACCGCAAAAGACGCAAUUAAGGUGGUACACGUUCUUAAAGCCAACUUGACUCCGCACACAGCACGGAUUCUUGCGCCCCUGGUAGGCACACGAACAGCUUCGCAGGACAUCGUGUUUGCUACCAAUGGUAUCCUCGCUCUGCAACUACGUACCCACUUCGGUGUUGACCUGAUCUCCAUCAUAAAGAGCAAGCUCCGACGAGUGCGACGUCUAGCGACCUGUCUCGCCGCGAUUGCAGAACGAGAAUUUGCAGUCGAGAAAGUGGCCGUUACUGGAUUGGUGUUCCGAUACUCUGCUGCUUCAUCUGCUCAACGUCUCAAAGCAGGGAUCUUAUUCACUAAUGAUGCAGCACAACCAAUGCAGUUGCGUUUCGCGACUGAGGACACACUAAAUCCACAUCGACGUGUCCAACCAUUACUCCAAAACCUGCUUCUCGCACCUCCCGGUGUUUCUUCCAUGACGGAAGAGAGGUCACGUGUAGGGAGAUUGUUCGAUACACUGCACACGACCACACCCCUCCUCUGCGCCUGCGCGACAAUCGAAUCAAAAGACCUAGCAGCAAAAACUUCAAGGGUUACUAUCAGGAACCUGGCACACCUUCGCAUUGUCUACUCUUCUCCUCUGCCAUCAAUAACUCUCAACAUCGAAGCCACAAGAAAGGAGGGGAAGAACUACUGGAGCAUCACAGUACUCAAAGCCUCUACACCUGAAUAUGUUAAGGCAUUGGAUCUGCUGCAGCAAGUCUGGCAAGGCAAAGAUAUCGAUGGGGUCAAGGGAUUUAGAACUGGUAUUGUUGCUGAGGUGCAAGUCAUGGACCGACUGUUGCUCGACUUUGAUGCUUUGAUCAGAGCACAAGGCGGUGAUGCAAAUGGACAAGGGCAUGAUAUCGUGGUUCUGGACUAG
Aureobasidium namibiae CBS 147.97 is the source of this 3012-nucleotide messenger RNA. Its product is annotated as MED14-domain-containing protein. Gene Ontology annotation, cellular component: core mediator complex; mediator complex. Gene Ontology annotation, biological process: regulation of transcription by RNA polymerase II. The transcript has a single exon. Gene Ontology annotation, molecular function: transcription coregulator activity. Lineage: Eukaryota; Fungi; Ascomycota; Dothideomycetes; Dothideales; Saccotheciaceae. The coding region runs from base 1 to 3012 and encodes 1003 amino acids. The record is from RefSeq and is a predicted model, not a curated record.